Messenger RNA from Musa acuminata subsp. malaccensis (wild Malaysian banana), 719 nucleotides. RefSeq lists its product as uncharacterized. Lineage: Eukaryota; Viridiplantae; Streptophyta; Magnoliopsida; Zingiberales; Musaceae. The record is from RefSeq and is a predicted model, not a curated record.
CACUUGCGGUCCCACCCGGAGCAUUUGAUAUCCGCCCAAAUAGCUGGCUUCUCUAGCACGCACGCACGGAAGCUGUGGGGGAAGACAUGGGACUAAACGCAUCGAAGAGGGUGGAGCGAGCGCUGACCUCGUCGCCGGAGUUCGACGCCACCUGCGAGGCGGUCUACAAUUGGUGCCGCGCCGAGGCGCAGCACGCCUUCCCGGGCGUCCGCCGCUAUCAGCUCCUCGACGCCGCCGCCCGCCUCCACGCCGAGCUCGGGGCCCUCCCCCUCGUGCGCCGCUGGGUCCCUGCGCCCCCCGGCCGCGCCCAGGUCGACGCGGCGUUCCGCAGGACCAUCCAGGGCGGCACGGAGGACCUCAACCCGACCGAUUUCCGGGCGUUUGCCGGGGACCUCUUCCGGGACGCGGUAAUGGCUGGCGCCGGAGGGGCGGUGGUCCGCCUCAUACCGAUCGGGGCCGCUGGAAUCGCCGGCGUCGGGGUGGCGACCCGUGCCGGCGCGGAGGUGGUCGCCAGAGUGAUGGGGGUGUACGCAGCCGGCGUGGCCGCUGCCGUCUACCUGAGCUUGUCCUGAGGUGAGGGUUAGGGUUGUAAAUUUGGGGAUACUCGGUGGCCAUGGUUGAAGUCAGUGGCUGACCUCACAAGAUAUGGACAUGGGAAGAAACUGUAUCCAACGGGUGCCUGUAAUAUUAUCCAAUAUAAUGUCCCCCUUUUUUUCUUU